Molecule: messenger RNA, 598 nt
Organism: Ambispora leptoticha
Lineage: Eukaryota; Fungi; Glomeromycota; Glomeromycetes; Archaeosporales; Ambisporaceae
Source: the annotation of a GenBank genome assembly
AUGGCUAUACCCGUGGAGGACUGGUAUUAUGAAGUCCCCGUAAUCACUAGAACAUAUUUAACUGCUGCGGUUAUGACGAGUUUAGCAGUGCAAGUUGGACUUGUUAGUCCAUUUCAACUUUAUUUUAAUUAUGGACUGACGUUUUGGAAUUACCAGUAUUGGCGGCUUAUAACCAAUUUCUUAUAUUUUGUACGGUAUAGUCGAAUGUUGGAGGAAGGUUCAUUUCGUGGUAGAACGGCGGAUUAUUUCUGGUUACUAUUCCUUGCUGCUACCGCUCUGUUGCUUUUAUCGAGAUUCGUCAGCCUACACUUUUUGGGCUCCCCAUUAGCAUUCACAUUAGUAUACAUAUGGUCAAGACGUAACCCAUUUAUACGCCUAAAUUUCCUGGGACUAUUUGUGUUUAGUGCACCCUUUCUUCCUUGGGUACUGCUCGGAUUCUCAUUAAUGUUAAAUAAUGUGUUUCCGGUGGGCGAUCUAAUGGGAAUCGCGGUUGGUCAUGUGUAUUAUUUCUUUGAGGAUGUUUGGCCACAUGAACGGGCGAGCGGCGGUCGUCGAUUGUUGAAGACUCCGCAAGUUCGAUUGAUUGAGGGAACUUCUG